UCCGCGACGGCGCGUAAUAAUUAGUCACAACGCUAUAGUGAUUAUUCUGUCUGGGUCUUUUUCAUAUCUCAUUUAACUACGUUGACGCAUUGAUCGAAAAUGUAAAAAUAUAAAAAAUAAAAGUAACGUUCGCGUUUUUUAGGAUGCACUACCUCGUUAGAAUGCAAAAAGCAAAAUAAUGAUCCAGUCUUCAUGACCUGCUGGCCUAACAUCCCCUAAAGCAGUACAAGUCCCAUCACACCAUGCUUUUCUCUCUGCGUGAGCUGGUCCAAUGGCUCGGCUUUGCCACCUUCGAGCUCUUCCUCCAUCUUGCCGCGCUGCUCGCAUUCAGCGUGUUUGUGGCUCUCCGUGUGGACCUGCUGACCACCGUGAGCUGGUGGCUGGUGUUCGUGCCGCUGUUCGCCGCAGACGGCCUCAGCACCUACUUUACGGCCAUCGUCUCCAUCCGGCUGUAUCAGGAAGGCGAGGAGCGGCUGGCCGUGCUGCGUCUGCUCUGGGUGCUCACCGUGCUCAGCCUCAAGCUGGUGUGUGAGGUGCUGCUUUGCCAGAAACUAGCCGAGCAGACGCGUGACCCGCUCUUCGGCCUCAUAGUCUCGCCACUUUUCGUCCUCCUGCAGCUGCUCAUGAUCCGUGCAUGCCGUGUUAAUUAACGAGACCAUGACGGAUCGUUGCCAUUUUAACUGUUUGGCUCCACCCACGUGAACUCGAACGAACAUUUCCGAGCAGUUAUUUGCUCACGUGUACAUUGUUUCAAUCAGAGAGAGAUUUGCUUACAAUUCAGAGUUGCAGAGUAAAUGACAUUCAUGUUUUUUUUUAAUGGUCUUGGCUCAAGUUUAUAAACAUGGUGUCGUUGUAUCCAUUAAAGCAAAAUCUGUGUGUGUGUGUGUGUGUGUGUGUGUGUGUGUGUUUUUAUUUAUGUAUUUCUGAUGUCCUAAAUGCUGAAUGACAUUAGCUUUCAUUUCUGUUUCUCAGAAUGAUGUUAAUCCUAUUCUGCCUGUGUGAUGACAACACUUUGUUUGUACAUAUUGUAAAUAAACCAACAUACAUACA
Ictalurus punctatus (channel catfish) is the source of this 1050-nucleotide messenger RNA. It is a transcript of the gene tmem203, whose product is annotated as transmembrane protein 203. Bases 243 to 650 code for a protein of 135 amino acids. Gene Ontology annotation, cellular component: endoplasmic reticulum. The transcript has 2 exons. The record is from RefSeq and is a predicted model, not a curated record. Lineage: Eukaryota; Metazoa; Chordata; Actinopteri; Siluriformes; Ictaluridae. Gene Ontology annotation, biological process: intracellular calcium ion homeostasis.